Molecule: messenger RNA, 1245 nt
Organism: Spodoptera exigua (beet armyworm)
Lineage: Eukaryota; Metazoa; Arthropoda; Insecta; Lepidoptera; Noctuidae
Source: the annotation of a GenBank genome assembly
AUGGGCUGCAUUAUCUCAUUGCGCUUGGUGCGCAACUCCAGCUCGGCAUCAUCGGUCCCAAUAGGAGAUCGUCUACUUGAUAUCCCUUGCAAUGUCUGCGGGGACAGAAGCUCUGGCAAGCACUAUGGCAUCUACAGUUGCGACGGUUGUUCUGGAUUCUUCAAGCGGUCCAUCCACCGUAAUCGGGUGUAUACCUGUAAGGCAGGGGGUGAGAUGAAGGGCCGCUGUCCUGUGGACAAGACCCAUAGGAACCAAUGCCGCGCCUGUCGCCUCGCCAAGUGCUUUCAAGCCAAUAUGAACAAAGACGCGGUGCAGCAUGAGCGAGGUCCUCGUAAGCCGAAGCUGCAGACAGGCGCUAUGGGUGCGCUGGGGCCACCGCCAAUGAACCACGCACACAAGCCGCACGCUCUAAAGCUGUCACCACCUUCGCCCUACACACCAUUACCGCAGACCUUCAAUUUUCAGUUCAAUAUCAGUGGUAUGAGCGAGCCGGCCCCCUUAAGCACGGCUUCCUCAGCGGGGUCUAGUGGCGCUGGUGGAGGCGCAGGAGCUCCGAGCCCUCUGCCGCUCGUCCCAGAGCCUUUUCUAGCCCCACCACCUCCAGGCUUACUACAUAUCCUCAUGUCCUCCGAUAAAUGCCAGGAACUGAUGUGGAGCGCAAAACAGCUACAAUUACAGGGCGACCCGACAUUGCUUCGACCACCGCCAAGUGCUUUUGGAGCACCCCUUGCGCCUACAUGGGAACUUUUGCAAGAAACAAGUGCACGUCUUCUCUUCAUGGCGGUGCGUUGGGUGAGGUGCUUAGCGCCUUUCCAAGCUCUCGCAGCUUCAGACCAGCUGGUCCUUUUACGAGCUGCGUGGAAGGACCUGUUCCUUCUGCACCUGGCGCAGUGGUCAGCCCCUUGGGACCUGGCACCGCUGCUGGCCGCGCCCGCAGCGCGAGCUCGAUUGCCACCAGAUCCAUUGGCUGACUUGGAAUUGAAUACUUUACAGGAGAUUUUGUGUCGGUUUCGUCAAAUAGCACCCGAUGGUAGCGAGUGUGGGUGUAUGAAGGCUAUUGUUCUUUUCUCACCAGAUACCCCGGGGCUGAGUGAGACUCAACCAGUGGAGAUGUUACAAGACCAGGCUCAAUGUAUACUGGCUGAUUACGUGCGGACACGAUACACCAGACAACCAACAAGGUGUUUCAAAAAUGUCACCGUGGCAAUGGUGAUGCCAUUGCCACGGUGUCCAAGUCCAAAUUAA